UUGAAGAAGUCCCUUUGGAGCAUCUAGCGUUCUCCUGGAGUUAUUCGAAAGCUGAAACUUUCAGUGGAUUGUGGGCCUGGGGAGAAGAAGGGAUUCCGAGGGUGGGACUGGGAAGGGCGUGUGCACGCUCCUGUGUUGAGGGGUGGGGGCGUCGGUGGGGAUUCGGUGAAGAAGGCACACCAUGGCAGUUGCCAGCGAGGCCGCCCGAAAGAGGGACGAGCCGGCCCACGGCUGGGAGAGUCAAGCCCCGGUAGCUGGCCCGGACUGCCACCGUCGUGCGGAUCCCCCAUUGCCUCAGGGCUCGGGCUGCGGCGGCUGCUGGGGAGACCUGGUGCUGCAGCCGCUCCGGCGCUCCCGGAAACUUUCCUCGGCUCUGUGCGCGGGAUCUCUUUCCUUUCUGCUGGCUCUGAUGGUGAAGCUGGUCCGCGGGGAGAUCGGCGGUGAGCUGGAGGAGAGUAAGGAGGCGGCAGCAACCGAGGAGGAGGAGGAAGCUGUCCCGGGAGCUGAAGGGGGCGUCUUCCCUGGCCCUCGGGGAGGUGUUGCCGGGGGCGGCGCGCCGCUCAGCCCUUGGCUGCAGCCCUCGGCACUACUCUUCAGUCUCCUAUGUGCCUUCUUCUGGAUGGGCUUGUACCUCCUGCGCGCCGGGGUGCGCUUGCCUCUGGCCGUCGCGCUGCUGGCCGCCUGCUGCGGGGGGGAAGCGCUCGUCCAGAUUGGGCUGGGCGUCGGGGAGGAUCACUUACUCUCGCUCCCGGCCGCGGGGGUGGUGCUCAGCUGCUUGGCCGCCGCGACAUGGCUGGUGCUGAGGCUGAGACUGGGUGUCCUCAUGAUCGCUUUGACUAGCGCGGUCAGGACCGUGUCCCUCAUUUCCUUGGAGAGGUUCAAGGUCGCCUGGAGACCUUACCUGGCAUAUUUGGCCGGCAUACUGGGGAUCCUUCUGGCCAGGUACGUGGAGCAGAUCUUACCGCAGUCCUCGGGGGCGGCUCCGAAGGAGCAUUUUGGGUCCCAGCUAAUUGCUGGGACCAAGGAAGAUAUCCCGGUGUUUAAGAGGAGGAGGCGGUCCAGCUCCGUGGUGUCCGCCGAGAUGUCAGGCUGCAGCAGCAAGUCUCAUCGAAGGACCUCUCUGCCCUGUAUACCAAGGGAUCAGCUCCUGGGACACUCAGAAUGGGACCACAAACGAGGGUCACGGGGAUCACAGUCUUCAGGAACCAGUAUUACUGUGGAUAUUGCUGUGAUGGGCGAGGCGCAUGGCCUCAUUACCGACCUCCUGGCAGACCCUUCUCUGCCCCCAAAUGUGUGCACGUCCCUGAGGGCCGUGAGCAACCUGCUCAGCACGCAACUCACCUUCCACGCCAUUCACAAGCCCAGGGUGAAUCCUGUAGUUUCCUUCAGUGAAAACUACACCUGCUCUGAUUCUGAAGAGAGCUCUGAAAAAGACAAGCUGGCUAUUCCCAAGCGCCUCAGAAGAAGUUUGCCCCCUGGUUUGUUGAGACGAGUUUCAUCAACUUGGACAACCACCACUUCGGCCACAGGUCUGCCCACCUUGGAGCCUGCCCCGGUUCGGAGGGACCGUAGUUCCAGCAUCAAGCCUCAUGAUGCACCUUCUCCCAGUGCUAUUAAUUCAGAUUCUUGGAAUAACCCAGUGAUGAUGACCCUCACCAAAAGCAGAUCCUUCACUUCAUCCUAUGCUGUUUCUGCAGCUAACCACGUAAAGGCUAAAAAGCCAAAUCGACCAGGUGCCCUCGCUAAAAUUUCACCUCUUUCAUCGCCCUGCUCCUCGCCUCUCCAAGGGACUCCAGCCAGCAGCCCUGUCAGCAAAAUUUCCACAGUGCAGUUUCCAGAAUCUGCUGACACAACUGCCAAACAAGGGCCAAGUUCUCACAGGGCCUUAACCUGUACUCAGAGUGCCCCUGACCUGUCCCCUCAGGUCCUGACUCCACCUGUUAUAUGUAGCAGCUGUGGCAGACCAUAUUCCCAAGGGAAUCCUGCUGAUGGGCCCCUGGAGAGAGCUGGCACAACCACUCUGACACCAAGCAGAACAGAUGACACUGCCCAAGUUACCUCUGAUUAUGAAACCAAUAACAACAGUGACAGCAGCGACAUUGUACAGAAUGAAGAUGAGGCCGAAUGCCCAACAGAGCCACUGAGGAAAACAUCAGCUUGUGGCACCUACACUCCAGAGGCCAUGAUAUUCCUGGACAAACCAAUUCUUGCUCCUGAACCUCUAGUCAUGGAGAACUUGGACUCAAUUAUGGAGCAGCUCAAUAGUUGGAAUUUUCCAAUUUUUGAUUUAGUGGAAAAUAUAGGAAGAAAAUGUGGCCGUAUCCUUAGUCAGGUAUCAUACAGACUUUUUGAAGAUAUGGGUCUCUUUGAAGCUUUUAAAAUUCCAAUUAGAGAAUUUAUGAAUUAUUUUCAUGCUUUGGAAAUUGGAUACAGGGAUAUUCCUUAUCACAACAGAGUCCAUGCCACUGAUGUCUUACAUGCUGUUUGGUAUCUUACUACCCAACCUAUUCCAGGCCUCUCAACUGUGAUUAAUGAUCACGGAUCAGCAAGUGAUUCAGAUUCUGACAGUGGAUUUACACAUGGACAUAUGGGAUAUGUAUUUUCAAAAAUGUAUAGUGUGCCAGAUGAUAAGUAUGGAUGUCUGUCGGGGAAUAUUCCUGCCUUAGAGCUCAUGGCACUGUAUGUUGCUGCAGCCAUGCACGAUUAUGAUCACCCUGGAAGGACUAAUGCUUUCCUGGUGGCCACUAGUGCCCCUCAGGCGGUGCUAUACAAUGAUCGUUCAGUUCUGGAGAAUCAUCACGCAGCUGCAGCUUGGAAUCUUUUCAUGUCCCGGCCAGAGUAUAACUUUCUAGUUAACCUUGACCAUGUAGAAUUCAAGCACUUCCGUUUCCUUGUCAUCGAAGCAAUUUUAGCCACUGAUCUGAAGAAACACUUUGACUUUGUAGCCAAAUUUAAUGCCAAGGUGAAUGAUGAUGUUGGAAUAGAUUGGACUAAUGAAAAUGAUCGUCUAUUGGUUUGUCAAAUGUGUAUAAAGUUGGCUGAUAUUAAUGGACCAGCCAAAUGUAAAGAACUCCAUCUUCAGUGGACAGAGGGUAUUGUCAAUGAAUUUUAUGAACAGGGUGAUGAGGAAGCCAGCCUUGGGCUGCCCAUAAGCCCCUUCAUGGAUCGGUCAGCUCCUCAAUUGGCCAAUCUUCAGGAAUCCUUCAUCUCUCACAUUGUGGGUCCUCUGUGCAAUUCCUAUGACUCAGCUGGACUCAUGCCAGGAAAAUGGGUGGAAGAUAGCGAUGAGUCAGGAGACACUGAUGACCCAGAAGAUGAGGAGGAGGAAGCAGCAGCAACAAAUGAAGAAGAAACCUGUGAAAAUAAUGAAUCUCCAAGAAAGAAAACUUUUAAGAGGAAGAAAAUCUACUGCCAAAUAACUCAGCACCUCCUACAGAACCACAAGAUGUGGAAGAAAGUCAUUGAAGAUGAGCAGCACUUGGUGGGCACAGAAAACCAGUCCCUGGACCAGGCUCCUCAGCAGUACUCCUCAGAGCAGAUCCAGGCCAUCAAGGAAGAAGAGGAGGAGAAAGGGAAACCAAGAGCAGAGGAGAGCCUGGUCCCAGAGCCCAACCUGUGACCAUGAACAGAACAAGCUGUGUUUCCAAACUAAUUUGUCACAGACUUUUUUCAAGCCAGCACAACACUUAGACACAACACUGUAGAAAUAUGAGAAGAUGGGCAAAUGGCUAUUGCAUUUUGGGAUUCUUCGCAUUGUAUGUGUUUAUUUUUACAGUGAGGUACCUUGUCGAAAAACUCUUGCUCAGAGAAGCUUUCACAUUUGCAACACCAGCUUCGACAGAUUUUUUUUUUAAGGAGGAUAUAUUAUAUAUGUGUGUGUAUAUAUAAGGUCCCACGUAGAAACAUGUACAAACCUUCACACACAUGUGCGUAUACACACAAACACACUGAAAGCCAGGAUCUCUGGCUCCACAAUUAAGUAACAUUCAUAUUAAGAAAUAUAGUGGUCACUGUGAUAUAAUAAAUCAUAAAGGAAAACAAAUCACAAGGGAAAUGGUGCAGCUUAGCAACGAUGUGGUGCAGCAAAUGUAGGUUACCAACUAAGCAGCUUUAGCUCUUCAUACUGAGGGAUGAAAGUUCCAGAGCAUUAUUUGGAUUCUGAUACAUCCUGCCAACACCGUGUGUGUGUGUGUGUGUGUGUGUGUGUGUGUGUGUGUGAGAGAGAGAGAGAGUGUGUAUUAGUUGAAAGAGUGCUUGUAUGCAUGUGUGUGCGUAUGUAAAGAGUUUUGCGGGUUUAGUAGUUUGUAGAAUAGCUGUAGCAGAUGUCUCAGUACAUGUGAACAAGAGAAGGAAGUUCACUCUGGAGUGUCUUUGAAAGGCAGUCAUUCCAAAUGCCCUCCUCCAAUUUAGCUUUAAUUAAGGCCUCUUGGCAGAUGGAGGGCAUUCAUGGGCCAUUUGAUUGAUACUACUGCUAUACACCACUUGGAGGCGCUGUACCACCAGCCUCAAACCUGGAAGACGGAGGCAUUUUCCAGUCUACUAGCCUAAUGAAUGUAUAGGAGCCGUUUGUGAGUGUGUGCACUCACAUAAGAUCAAAACACCAUUUAAGGGAAUGGCAUUCUUUAUACAUAAACACCUAAAAGGAACUGGAGUCAGGUGGUUUCAUCAGGUGAGAGUUCUAAAAGGAUGCCAGAGAAGGCCUGGGAAAUUACAUUUAACAGUGAUCUCCCGUGCCUCCUUAAUUUGCUGCAAAAUGUGUAGUCAAAAAUGAAAAGACAAAUGGAAACCCACUGUGGGUUAUAUAGCAAGAGAUGAGGGAGAAGAUGGCAACCUAGGGUUUGGGCGUUGACAUAAGAAAGCCUGAUCUUGGCAACUUUUAAAGGUUGACUUUGGGGUUGAAGGUCAGGCUGUACCCCCUGUUGUGGUAUUUCUAACGCUGUGCCAUGGGGUAGUUUCCAUCUCAGUCUGGCACAUUGUCAUGCUUUUUGGCAGGGAAGAUUACUGAGGGAUUGUUUAGGGACGGGGCUGUUAUUGAAAGUCUUUUUUUUUUUUUUUUUUUUGGUUGGUUUGUUUAUCUACACUUGUUUAUGCUGUGAGCCAAACCUCUAUUUAAAAAGUUGAUACUCACUUUCAAUAUUUUAUUUCAUAUUAUUAUAUAUGUCAUGAAUAGUUAUCAUGAUGUAAAUAUGAAGAUUUUUUGUUUGUUUCUGUAGAUACUAAACACUUUUUUAAAGAAAAGAAAGGGAAAAGGGAAACAUUUUUAUAAAGUUAUAUUUUAAUCACCAUUUUUAUACAUUGUAGCUAUCUCCAGGUCCAGUAAGAGGGUGUAGUUCAUUGGCAUAGAGGUCUGUGGACAACUGCUCAUCUACCUAUUCUAAUUUAAAAGAUAAUCUGAUAGUUAUUCUUGCCAAUUAAAUGAGGAUGCUGUAAAGAAUUUUUUUUUUUUCCCAGUAGUAACUCUUGCUAACUGAAUGCUAACUAAUUUUGGGUCUUUGCCUCCCAAAUGAAAGACUUUUUAAACCGAUAUCAAAUUGUUGUAAUUGGUGUCCAUUUCUCUCCAAUGUUUUUGGGACUACAACUCUUAGUUCUGUAUACACACUUGCUUGUCACCUAACAAUCUCAGCUUCCAAGAAAACCUUGAUUGUGAUUUCUACUUUUAACUUUUCCUGAAGUCAGAAAGGAGUGUUUACAUGAAAAAUCCCUUUGUUUCUCAUGACUGGAUAGUGUAUUCUUUCCUUCCAAAGCAUGACUUUAUAAUAAUUCAUGGAAUUUUUUCAAAUUAGGUAAAGACAAGGCAAAUUUUUCUAUUAAGUAGGAAAAUGUAAAGAUGAUCAAAUGGAUGCAAACAAUACCUAAAUAAUUAGUAUAUAUUUCAAUUUGUAUUUCUCAGUUAACACCAGGUCAUCGUUAUUUAGCAUUUGCUGAGUUCCCGUUUUCUUAGAAUUGCCUGUGUUUCUCUAUGUUUGCAAAAUGUACUGUGAGUCAAAAACAUUUCCCCAAUAAAGUU
Marmota flaviventris (yellow-bellied marmot) is the source of this 6007-nucleotide messenger RNA. RefSeq names its product phosphodiesterase 3A (gene Pde3a). Gene Ontology annotation, molecular function: 3',5'-cyclic-nucleotide phosphodiesterase activity. Gene Ontology annotation, biological process: signal transduction. Lineage: Eukaryota; Metazoa; Chordata; Mammalia; Rodentia; Sciuridae. The record is from RefSeq and is a predicted model, not a curated record.